This is a messenger RNA of Notolabrus celidotus (New Zealand spotty), 2014 nucleotides long. RefSeq names its product chromosome 15 C5orf22 homolog (gene c15h5orf22). The transcript has 10 exons. The coding region runs from base 204 to 1550 and encodes 448 amino acids. The record is from RefSeq and is a predicted model, not a curated record. NCBI's taxonomy places the organism in Eukaryota, Metazoa, Chordata, Actinopteri, Labriformes, Labridae.
ACAAACCCUGACGUCACUUCCGGUGUCAGUUUCUGAGCCCGGUGUUCUCAGUCAGCUGUCUGCAGCGUUCAAGACCUCUUUCUGCCUGAACGUGGUCCGGAUUUGAUCUGGACCAGAAGCUGCGAUGACGUGACAUAAUAUCUCCAAUAUAAAGCAUAAGAACACUGUAACCGGACUAACACCGACCCGGGAUCUCCGGGACCAUGAGCGGUGUGUCGAUGAAGAGGGUCUACACGGAGCUCCCGGUGUGGGUUGUGGAGGACCACCACGAUGUGGUGUGUCACAUCUACCGAGCCAUCGCGUCCAGACACCUCCCGGUGAAGAACAUCAAGAUGGUUCAUCUGGACUCCCACCCGGACCUGCUGAUCCCCGUCAACAUGUGCGCAGACACGGUGUUUGAGAAGGAGAAGCUCUUCAGUGAGCUGAGCAUAGAGAACUGGAUCAUGCCCAUGGUGUACGCCGGUCAUGUGUCCUGUGUGGCCUGGCUUCAUCCGUACUGGGCUCAGCAGAUCAGGGAGGGGGAGCACAGGAUGUCUGUGGGACGUGACUCUUCCACCACCACCAUCAGGGUGACAAGCACCGACCACUACUUCCUGAGUGACGGUCUGUACGUGUGUGAGGAGCAGCUGGAGAACUCCAAACCUCUCCGACUGAACGUGGUCAAAGUGAACCCGGUCAGAGAAGGUCAAAGGUCGGGGACAGGACAGAAACCAGCCGAGGGCUCAGAGAGACACUUCUCAAAGAGACAGAAGACAGACUGGGGGGCCGCUGAGGAGGCCGGCUGCUCAGAGACCCUCUUCACAUGUACAGACACGUCACAGCCAGCAGGGGGCAGCACAGAGUCAGGUCUGAGCACUGAGGGGGCUGAUGAUGAAGAAGGAUCCCCUGGUUAUGUAGUGAAGAGAUUAUCAACGAUGCUGAGCGAGGCCGAGCCGUACGUCCUGGACAUCGAUUUGGAUUUCUUCUCCUGCAAGAACCCCUUCAAGGAGCUGUACACACAGGAGGAGUACGACAUCCUGAAGGUCCUCUACAACUUCAGAGGACCCGGACCCGACGCCUCUGAGGAGGAGCUUGGCGAGUGUGUAGAUUUUCGUGUCCGUCAGCUAGAAGACUUGGAGGCAGCGUUUGCUGAUCUUCUGGAGGAUGAUGGAGAGGAGACGGUGACACGCUGGGCCAGUAACCCCGGCAUGUCUUCAUUAGCCCGACUGAUCUCCAGCCUGAAGUCCAGAAACACAACCCCUGACUAUGAAAUGGUCCAUCAGGCGGGAUUGACUUGUGACUCGAUGGAGCUGCCUCAUCACGUCAGCUCUGACGAGGAGAUCGACAGACUCGUGUCCGCUGUGCAGCUGUUUCUGAAGACUCUGCCUAAACCCACGCUGGUUACUAUGUCCAGGUCCAGUCUGGACGAGUACUGUCCAGUAGAGCAGGUGGAUUCAGUCCAGAGCAGAGUACUGGCUGUACUGGAGGGUCUGUAUGGACCGCUGGAUCUGCACAAAGACUACGAACACAGCAGCGCAGAAGCUCAGGCCUGCCAACCACAGGCCUCCUAACAGACACACACACACACACACACACACACACACACACACACACACACACACACACACACACACACACACACACACACACACACACACACACACAUUGCUACAACAAAGUCUGAAGUAAAUGAAAACCUCAUGUCAGAUGGAGCUUUUUUGAAAGCGGUUAGUCAUGAACACUGUGCGAUGCGUUCACUUCCAUCCAGGAAGAAACAGGACUGCGUACAUGCACUGAAGGAGCAGAGUUACAUUAGCGAGCGCUCUGCUGUCUCUGCUCAUACUCAUUUUGUGUUUCAGUUUUCACGUUUGGUUGACAUGUUUCAGACCGGACUGCAGAGAGUGAAACAAACAAACAAACAAACAGUGAAGGGUGCUUAUGUCCAACACAUCCACUCCCACAGCAGAUAUCUCCUCAGUUUUCGUGUACUUGUCUGGAUGAUGUAACAUUUUCAAUAAAUGAGAGAAGUGAAGAA